AUGAGCAUGCAAUUCUGGAAACCUGGAACCGUCGCGCCAGGUUCUUCGUUGGACAGAGCGACUGAAUCCGAAGGAGCGCUCUUACAAUCCGCGCCAGUCUCGACUGCAUUCGUGGGACUGCAAGAACAACGUGAGAGACUGCCGAUAUUCCGCUACAAGCGGCAGUUGCUAUAUACAGUAGAGAAAUAUGGAGUCACAAUUGUCGUUGCAGAGACUGGAUCUGGAAAGACGACGCAACUACCGCAGUAUCUUUUCGAGGCUGGUUGGGCCGCGAAAGGACAUGUCAUUGCAUGCACCCAGCCUCGUCGUGUUGCAGCUACGAGCGUCGCCACCCGCGUCGCUCAGGAGGUCGGUUCAAUCUUGGGCGACGAGGUGGGCUAUACGAUUCGCUUUGAGGAUGUCUCGGAUAAGCAGCGUACGCGUAUCAAGUAUAUGACGGAUGGCAUGCUCUUUCGUGAGACAAUGGUGGAUCCCCUACUUAGUCGAUAUAGUGUGAUCAUGGUCGACGAGGCGCAUGAAAGAAGUCUCUACACAGACCUCUUGCUAGGAGUCCUCAAAAAGAUCCGCCGAAAGCGACCUAGCUUGCGACUGAUCAUAUCAUCCGCCACUCUCGACGCUUCGACUUUUCUUCAUUACUUUUCUUCCUCACCGCCUCAACCAUUCGAAGCUACUGUGCUCAACAUUCCCGGCCGAAUGUACCCGGUCGAAAUCGCAUAUCUCAGUGAGCCCACUGAGGAUUAUGUACGAAAAGCGGUUCAAACCGUCUGGGAUCUCCAUUUGAAGGGAAACAGAGAUGGCAGCGGCGACGUUCUCGUCUUUCUUACUGGCCGCGAGGAGAUUGAACGUGCCCUUUACGAGAUAUCUGAGCUUCUACCAACACUUCCAAAUAGCGCACCUCGCCUCAAUGUCGUUCCUCUCCAUGCAGGUCUUUCAACAUCAGACCAACUUCAAGUAUUCCAGACGUCCGAGAGGGGGUCACGGAAGGUUGUCAUUUCCACCAACAUCGCUGAAGCUAGCGUCACAAUAGAUGGGAUCAAGUUUGUGAUUGAUUGCGGAUUUAUUCGCGUUCAUAAUCCAGUCACCUCCCUUUCUUCACUCGUUACCCAGCCCAUCUCUUUCUCUUCAGCCGUCCAACGGGCAGGGCGUGCGGGUCGAACAGCGCCUGGUGUAUGCUAUCGGCUUUAUACGGUAGAUUCGUUAUCUCAACUUUCAAAAUCCACGGCGCCCGAGGUGACAAGAGUCGACCUAACGACACCAAUCCUUCAACUCAAAGGCCUGGGCAUCGACGACUUGAUGAAGUUUGAAUGGGUCUCGCCACCCCCAGCGGAGAACGUUCUCAGAGCGCUGGAGACGCUUGUCGCCGCUGGAAUGCUCAAUCGGGAUGAUGCCCGGCUCACGGAGGUCGGCGCGAAAGUGGCAGAAGUACCGGUGGAUAUCGGUGUCGCCAGAAUGCUCUGGGGCAGUAAAGAGUUCAAGUGUGGGGAGGAGAUUCUCACCAUCGCUGCUAUGGUCGCAGUUCAAGAUGUAUUUGUCAUUCCAGACGGUGCCGCAGGAGCCAUGGCGGAAUUAGAACGGCGAAAGUUCACAGCCGAGGAAGGUGACCAUUUGACUCUUCUGAAUGCGUAUAACGCAUUCAUUCGUUAUGGGAAGUCAUCUAAAUGGUGUCAGACACACGCACUCUCCUUCAGAGCCAUGUCUCGCGCCGUUUCAAUCCGAGCUCAGCUCAAGAAGUAUAUGACUCGGUUUGGCCUCCCAACCGAAAGCUGCGAAGGGGACGCAACGCGGCUUCGGCGGUGUUUAGUGAGUGGGAUGUGGAGGAACGGCGCAAAGUGGGUGGCAGACGGGACGUACCGAAGCGUCCGAGGCAAUGUCACUUUACAUGUGCAUCCCAACUCGGUCAUGUUCACACGUAAACCGCGUUCUGGAUGGGUGGUUUUCCAUGAGAUGGAGGAGACCAAGAAGACACAGAUCCGAGUACUGACAGAGAUAGAGCCGGAUUGGCUCCUCGAGUAUGGCCAUAAAUAUCUGGAUAGGCACACAGGCGAAGUCAAGACGUAG
Serendipita indica DSM 11827 is the source of this 2058-nucleotide messenger RNA. Lineage: Eukaryota; Fungi; Basidiomycota; Agaricomycetes; Sebacinales; Serendipitaceae. The record is from the annotation of a GenBank genome assembly.